Messenger RNA from Rhincodon typus (whale shark), 6415 nucleotides. RefSeq names its product transcription factor 20 (gene tcf20). The transcript is spliced from 7 exons. The record is from RefSeq and is a predicted model, not a curated record. The coding region runs from base 450 to 5603 and encodes 1717 amino acids. Gene Ontology annotation, cellular component: nucleus. NCBI's taxonomy places the organism in Eukaryota, Metazoa, Chordata, Chondrichthyes, Orectolobiformes, Rhincodontidae. Gene Ontology annotation, biological process: regulation of transcription by RNA polymerase II.
AGCAAGCAGCAGGUCGGGAUCGGGUUGAGAAGUGGAUUGACUGGGAGCUGGGAAUCCGAGUUCAGGCAGAUAGCACCGAGACAGAGAGGAAAGAGAAAGAGGGAGGGAGUGUGAAGAAGAGAAAAAAACCCCAAUCCAUGGCCAUCACGUGACGCUGGGAAGAUUGGAGGGGGAUAGAGGGAAGGAGAGAGAGAGAGGAAAGAAGAGGAACCGAAGAGGAAAAGCGGGAGCGGAUCGAGGAGGCGCCGGGAGUGAGAGCUAUUUCCAGAUGUACAGAAGAGUAUUCCUGAGGCCAGGCACGAGGACUUGUGCAGCAGCUGGUGACAUUGGCAUCUGUCGGAGACACAGCUACGGAACGAUGGGUAUCUCAGAGUGAGCUUGAGGAUCCAAGAGCAAGGGUCGGAGUUUAAUGAGAUCCUGCCGGGGACUGGACUGUGGAACGCCACGACAUGCAGUCGUACCGGGAGCAGAGUAGUUACCAUGGAAACCAGAGGCUCCUGCACCAAGAGUCUCAGGAGUCUUCUCGAUUGGACAGCUACAACCAGCACCAUCAGGCCCCCAUCUUUGGCGGCUAUGCCAACCGGCCAGGCGGCGAGGGCUGUGACCAGCAGCUGUACCCAGGGUUCCGCAGGGAGCCUGCCGAUUACUACUACCCCAGGGCUAAAGACCUACCCGGGCCCCAGGCCCAGCGCAGGCCUUUGCAGAGCGGAUAUGGGGCACAGCAGGCUGGAGGCUACUCAGUGCAGUACCUGAGCGAGGGUCAGUGGAGGGCACCUCACUCUGCCCCCAUGCCAGGCUAUGGCCAGUUUGACCAGGAGGCCUACGGUGGUCAGUUUUCGCCCAGCAGCACACAGCAGCAGCAGCUCCGACACCAGCCUUUCCAGGCACCCCUUGGCUCCCAGGCAGUGGUCCAACCCUCUCCCUCGUCUGCCCACCACCCCCAGCAUUCCCACCAGCCCAGCCCGGCCCUGCUAGCAAAGUAUCAGCAACGGGCAGCUCAGUAUAACCCCCAGCAGUUCCAGACCACUGUGUCGUCCUCCUCAUCAUCCUCCUCCUCCUCCUCUUCCUCCUACCUGUCGCCUCAAGGUUACAGCCACCCUUCAGGGCAGGCUUUUGAUAGUUACCACGUCAACGCCGGUGCCCAGUGUGAUGGUUACAUGGUUAAUGCCACGACUGCCCCGAGCUAUGGGACCCAAGCGGGUUACAGCUACCAGGCACCGAUGGGCAAGGCUUGUUUCGAACAAUCAAAGGCGGGUCAGGGUCAGCAGCCUGGGCCUCAGGCCCUGCAAUACCCCAGUGCGGCCAAAGUGCCCCUGGGGAACCAGCAGUUUGCCCCCUAUUGUUCAGCCGACAUUCCCGCCAAAUCGCCCAUGCCCUUCCACCAGAACUUCAGCCCGAGUUCCAACCCCUCACCGGCCACCCCAGUGGCCCAGUCCCCGUCAUGUAGCUCCACCCCGUCUCCUCUGGUGGUGAGCAGUGAGAGUUUGCAGUGUGGGCCGGGAGCCAUGGGCAUGAGGAGCCGAGCGUUGCCGCUCAUGCCCCAGCCCAGUCCCACCCCGGCGGGCCUGAUGCCGAGUCCAGGAUCGCAGCCUGCGGCCUACGAAGGCUUUGGGUUGGAGAGUGGGACCGAGAAAAGGCCCUCGGACCUGGGCCAGAGCAGUUUGACGGCCCUGAGCUCUCAGGUGGCGAACAUCCCCAACAGGGUGCAGCACCUGCUGAUCUCGGACACCCUGGCCUUACACCGACGUCAGGGCCGACGGCCCAACAAGAGACCAGGCCCGGCCGAUCACCAGGGUCUCGAGGAACCACUGAAAUCACCACAGGCCGAGUCGCUGGACGGGGCUUGCUCAAGCUCGUCCGAGGACCACGCGGAGCGAGUCCGUCAGCUCAGUGGCCAGAGUGGCUCCUCGGAGAGAGCCUACAAGGCCCACAACCCAGAGCCCGCAGCCACCGCCACCUGCUCGCCGGCCAGUUCCAUCGGUGACAGUGCCAGUCGGCACCUCUCCAAGGAAGAAGUCAUCGCCCAGAUGUGCCAGGACGGUAAAGGCAGCACUGCGGCACCACUGAUUGAGCAAGGCCUGUCCCGCAGCGAGAAACCUGUCGGGGUCAUCGUUGCCCGGGAGACAAUGGUCGGUCGGGGCAAUGCCAUGACCCUUGGGGGUCAGGGGGAGGAGCACCCGCAGCACAAUACGUUUCUCACUGGUAGCGAGAAGGAACCUGGCCUCCAUCAGCAACUCAGCAACACCCGCAACGUCAUGGCGCCUUCGACCACCCCAAAUGGGUUGGUGGUCCACCAGGGCCAGAUGGUGCUCAGUGACCCCCUGGCCCCAAGAAUGGACACCUCCAAGCCCCCUGGCUACUUGGCAUAUGGGCGUCCCGAUGUGCCCAAGGGUGAUGGCCGAUACCACUACAUGCAGUACCCAGCAGCCACAUACAGCCAACCAGGGCCUGAGCAGUUUGGUCUGGGAGACGGCAAGGUGCCUCCUGGAAAACCUGACAAGAGCCACAGUUUGCUCCAAGAGGCUUUACAGGCCAACUAUCACGGGAGGAAGUUCCAUUCGAGUUACGCUCCAGAGGAUCCUCACUCCAGCUUCCUGGAGAACCCACUACAGCCCGUCAGGCAGAUGAUCGAGUUGACCAGAAAAGGGGGACAUAACAACAGCCUGGCCUCUCCCCCGGGCUGGGGGGAUGCAAGGACCCCAGGCCCUGGCUUCGGCCCAGAGCUGAACAAGGCCGACCUCGAACCUUUGUACGAGCCCGGGGCGUCAGAGAGGAAGUCGGUCAUUUGUGACGUCUCCCCUUCGAGGUCCUUCGGUCAUGGGCCUUUACCCCCGGCCUGUGGUCAAGGGCAGGACCGGGAGCUGAGUCGCAGCAUGAAGGGAGCUCGGGCCUGCAAGGCCGGGCAGACGGUUAUCCAGGCGGGCAUGUAUGUUGGAGCAGACGGGAAAGCCAAGGGGAUGAUGGAGCAGCAUCAGGGUCAACUGAGGAGCAUUGGACAGUAUGACAGCAGAGAGCCCGGGACCCCUUCGCCCCACUGGAAAUACGACUCCUUUGAGCUGGCCCGGUCUUCAGCACUGGUCUCGAUGCCAUUGUCCAUGGGAUCCUCCAGCAGCCUGCUCCAGCAGGCCCUCAACAGUCGACCCUCGAGGGGCAGAAGGCCCAGUGGUCGGGCAGGAGGCAGAGCUGGGGUAAGGAGGAGAGCCCCGACUCGGGCAGACGACAAAGCUCUCUUAGCCAGGGCACCUCUGAUUAAACAGGAGGAGGUGCUGGGGUCCCGGUUGCCUGGAUUCCUGGGCCGUGCGGGGGAGGACCUGCCCGUCCUGCCUUGCACCAGCGCCUCACACCCUCCCCCCUCACACUCCGAGACCCUGUCCUCUCUGCUGACCAAACAAGAUGGCCCUCGCUCGUCCGGUCCCGAGGCAUUGACCAGCCUGAGGUCUCCCAGGCAGGCACCUAGCUCCAAUGGGGUGAGAGACUGGGCGGACGCUCCCGAUGGCAAGGCUUUCCCAAUGGAAGAUAGCUGGACCGGUGUCCCGAAAGAUCCACGAGCUCCUUACGCCCCGGAGCAGCAAUCGAGCAGCCACACCGCGCUCCAGCACCGCGAAGGGGAUAGCACGAAGCUGGGUGAACGGCCAGCAGAGGUGGACAACUUAUCGCAGCCCGGUCGAAGGCCAAACGAGUCUCCAGCUCAGGCGGAGCUGUCCAUUCAGUCAUCCAUCUUGUCAAGGAGAAGGAUUCGAUCGUUCAUAUCACCCAUUCCAGCGAAAAGGCUUUGCCAAGACUCCCGAGCCAGGGAGCUGGAUGGUAGAUUAGCUCCUCCUCCUCAGGGCAUUGCCGGCGGAAACCCAAUGCACAAGGCCGAGCCGGGUAAUGAAGCUCCACUGACCAACAGCGACAAGGACAGCCCCGGAGCCAGCAUUUCUCCAGUGGUCUCCCUCACCAGUCCCGGCAAACUCAAAACUCUACCGCCUAGGAAAGGCCGGGGCUUGAAGCUGGAGGCCAUUGUCCAAAAGAUCGCAUCCCCCAAUGGGAGGAAGUUCCCCGUGGCUGGAAUACUGGAUGGGGCGUCCGAUGGGGUAACGCUGGAAGAUAUCCUCUCGGUCCGCGAGGGAUGCUGGGAGAGCGAGAACGUGCCAAUGGUGCGCCCCGGGGUCAAAGUGCAAGGAGACGUCACUAGGGAGCCCGAGGCCCAGGCUGGGGGCACAGGUGUUCCCAACUGUCCUCAGGCCUACGGGGGCACCCCUCCAGGACCCCGCCUCCCAUACCAGCCCGAGUUCAAGCAGCGGAACCCCCCGGCCUCUUUGGCCCGCUCCCCACAGCUCGAGCUGGGCCAGGGUCUCGCCAGCGGCGCCCCCAAACCGGACAGCAUCCCCGCCAAGGGAUACUUCCCGUCGGGCAAGAAGAGGGGCCGGCCCCUGGGGAGCAUCAACAAGACCAAACGGCAGCUGCAGCCGUGCCGAGGCUUGCAAAACCCGGGCGAGGGGGCAGAGGAGGGCGCCCUGAAAAAGAGGAGGCCCAGGAGGAAGAAGGCACCGCCACACCCACGGCGCAGGAGGAAGAAGCCAGAGGCCCCUGUGGCCUUACUCGAGGAGCCUGAGAUCAAACUAAGUCACGUGGGGGUCCGUGCCACCCGCAGGAGGAGGGGUGAGGCCCAGGAUCGGAUCUUCUCGCCGUACGUACUCCUGGAGCGGAGGCGGGAGGCAGUGCUGCUUUGCACCAUCAUCAACACCCAAGACGACGAACGGAACCGGGCCCAGAGAGGGCCCCAGGGUCACCAGGGACCAGUGUCCGCUCCCACCCCCAGCUCUGCUGGCAAAGUCCUGCCCACCUCCUCUCACGUGGUCCUGGGCCCAUUGGUGACUGAGAGCUCCACCCUUGGCCUGCUGCUCUGCUGCUUGUGUGGUAAAUGUGCUAACCACCGUGACCUGGGUGACCUCUUUGGGCCCUACUACCCCUACCUUUACGCCAGCACCUUGCCCAAGAACCCACCCCCCAAGAAGCUGCUGACAGCACCCAGCCGAGUCAAGGUGAGGCACAAAAGCAUGCCCGAACUCCUAAAGACUGGUCACUCAGAAGAUGAGGGAAAAGAGCUGGGCACUGUCCCAGGACACACACGGUUGAAAAGGCGCCACUAUUCCGAGGAUUGUACCCCAUCCUGGGCGGGUCCCCGUAGCAGCAAGGGUCACCGACGCUGUUACUGCUGUGAGAAAACCCUAUCGUCAGUCUCCCUUCGGACUCCGAGAUUGAAAAGUGAGCUCAGUUCCCAGGUGGACCUUCAGCUGCCUCAACUACCUCUCGACCCCAAUGAACUGUGGGUCCAUGGCGCCUGUGUGCUCUGGGCCAGUGAGGUCUAUCUGGUCUCCGGGAGCCUCUAUGGAUUACAAGAAGCUGUGGAAAUGGCCCGAGAGACGAAAUGCUCUCACUGCCAGGAGCCUGGAGCGACCCUGGGCUGCUACUGCAAGGGAUGCCCACUAAACUAUCACUACAUCUGUGCCACAGAAGCAGGUUGUUUUCUGAAUGAAGAGAACUUCUCAAUGAAAUGUCCCAAACACAAGCACAGAGCUGCCAAGACCAGCAGUACAGAGCAGUCCGAACGAGGCUGAGUGCACACUACACCAUUCCCUUUGGACGAAACACAAACAGGUCCCCUGUUGAUGGAGACGGUGAAUCGGAAAUGAUUAUACACGACCGGACACGGUGACUCUAUGGGCAUGUCCACCAAACCCUGGCACCCUCACUGUUUACCACAACCAUGUUGAAACACCGGCAACAGACUCGGAGCAAAUGUAACACGUACCCCUUUCCCCCAGGGCCUGCCAUCCCCGAAACGAACCCUACAGUGCCCCCCUCCAAGCCUAGAACUCCACAAGGGCCCUUAGCCCCAGGACCCAACUCCCCACGAGAUCCAGGGACCGCAUCCCACUCAAAUCCCGAGGUCCGUAUCUCAGCCGAAACCCGGUCUCCCCCAAAUUUUGGGACCUCGGGGUAAGGGAGCAAUGAACACAGUCAUGCCCUGGCCCACACACACCCCACCCUGCGCUUCCCCAGCCACCCGGACCCCACGGAAUGCCGGGGUCAAGGAACGGCCCACUCCCCCAACCCCAUUUGGCCUCUGAACCAUUUCCCACACCUCUAACUGCCCCCUCCCAAUAUAAAUGAGUUUGGUUGGAGAGAGUGGGUUUCCGAGAUUAUAUAUUUUAUUUUUAAAUAUAUCGGUGAGUUUUGAUUUUCAAAUACUUUUUCUUUCCUGUUUCUCUGUCCCCUGCUUUCAUUGGCUGACCACAGCCAGAUCUCAACACAUGUGGGACAUUCUGAUGUGAGAGUGUAGCCCGGGUAUGUUCAGUGUUACUUUGGGUGUUUUAUUCGAUAUAUAUAUAAUAUUAUAUAUAGUUAUUAAAUUGUUUACAACAAUAAA